AUGCGUCUCCCUUACGUCGCCGAUCCUCCCCCGGUUCAAACCGAGCAAGACGCCGCCAUCGUGCAGCGCAUCCGAGACCGUCGAGCCCCUCGCCCUCUCCAGGCCCUGGACCUGACCCUCCUGCACUCGCCCCCCGUAGCAGACGGCUGGAACUCGUUCCUCGGCGCCGUCCGCACCAAGACCUCUCUCAGCGACGACGUGCGCGAGCUGGCCAUUUCGCGCGUUGCCGUGUGCAACAAGGCGUGGUAUGAAUGGGGCCACCACGCGCCGCUGGCCGUCCAGGGCGGCGUGAGCGAGGACGCCUUGGAAGCUAUCAAGAGUGACUCGUUGGGGGAGAGGCCGGAGGGGCUGUUGAGCGAGAAGCAGUGGGCGACGCUGGUGUAUGCGGAUGAGAUGACCAAGAAUGUGCAAGUCUCGGACGAGACGUUUGCGGCGUUGAAGAAGCACUUUAACGACCAGGAGGUUGUAGAGAUAACGGCGACGGUCGCUGCCUACAACUGCGUGAGCAGAUUCUUGGUCGCUCUGGAUGUGGGCGAGAAGAAUGGUACAGGCCCGGAUGCUGUUUUAUCUGCUCAUUGA
Trichoderma aggressivum f. europaeum is the source of this 579-nucleotide messenger RNA. RefSeq lists its product as uncharacterized. The coding region runs from base 1 to 579 and encodes 192 amino acids. The record is from RefSeq and is a predicted model, not a curated record. Gene Ontology annotation, molecular function: peroxiredoxin activity. The transcript has 3 exons. Lineage: Eukaryota; Fungi; Ascomycota; Sordariomycetes; Hypocreales; Hypocreaceae.